AUGCGAAUGAAGGCAAAAUUAACAUUCGACGAAUACUUUGAUUAUGUCAAUUUUCCAUCGUUGAGUCUUUCUCCCGACGGUCAACAUUUACUUAUUCAUACGAGACGUCCAGUUUGGGAUUCCAACUCAUUUGAGAACAGCUUAUGGCUUUAUGAAACUCAAGGACAGAGAAAAAAACUGAUUAAAAACAAACUAUCCGAAACUGUCAAACCAAAAUGGUCACCAAGCGGAAAUUGGAUUGUAUUGUUGCUCAAUGAAAAUUCUACAACAAACACUAAACAUGACCAACAUUGCGAUCGACAAUCAUCCGAACAGUAUAUUUAUCUCUAUUGUAUGACAUCUGAUGAAUUGCUACCAGUUCGAAUUGGAGUAGAAAUCCCGUCUGCUAUUGCAUGGUCUAAUAAUGAUUCAUCUCUUUUCGUUUCUACAAUGGUAUCAAGAUCGAGAGAAGAUAAUUUGCAUGAAAUUGAAUGGAAAGAUGUGAUUCAAUAUCGCGAGCGUAAAUCUAGUGACGAUAGUAUCAUUUAUCGUAUUGAUAUAGACCGUAAAAAUCAAGUGUUAACAUCGACCGCAUGUUUUGUUAAAAACGUCUCGUUUCCAAUUAGUGAACUAUUGUUUUCACCUGCUGAACAGAAACUUGUGUUUACAUCGACAUCAAAACUCUACGAACACUUAGAUGGCUUUGAAAUGUAUUCAAUCAAUUUACAGAAUGAUUUCUCGUUAUCGAAAUUGACAAAUAAUGAACAAAUUGAACAUAAUUUACAAUUAUCAGUGGACGGUAAACAUAUAUUGUUUCAAGUGACACCCUACAGUUCGAGUAAUGGAAAAUUCAAUGAUACCCAACGACGAUUACAUUCCGUAGAUCUAACAAACGGACAGACUGAACGUUUAGCAAAAGAUUUCGAUGGUAGUAUUGAAGGAUACGCGAUAAGAUCCGAUGGCGGUGCCUACAUACUCGGACAAUUAGGAACAAACGUUCAAGUCUAUACACAACGAUCCCCAUCGAAAUAUUCCAUUUUGAACACUGGAUGGAGUGGAACAUAUGAAUCGAUUUCAUCAUCAUUGAAUUCAAUUGCUUUCGUAUAUUCAUGUUUUGAACGACCAAAGGAAAUUUAUUUUAUUAAUAAAAUUGACAAACUUCAAUUUGCAAAGGUACUAACAAACGAAAAUAAACUUUUCACUAGACGAAAUUUACCAAAAGCGAAAGUAUAUAAAUGGAUCAACGGUGAUGAUCAUCGUAUGAUUGAAGGAAUUUUACAUUUUCCACCAGGAAAAUUUGAAUGUAAAAGUCUGCCUCUUCUCGUUUUCAUUCACGGCGGUCCAUAUUCAGCAAGUGUCAAUCGAUUUCAAGCGAGCACAAAUUAUUGGACUUCGUUAGCAGCAUCCGAAGGUUGGUUGGUUUUAGAACCCAACUAUCGUGGAUCAACCGGUUAUGGAGAUCAAUUUCUUAGCGAAGUUCGUUUUCAGCCUCUAUCUCGACCUGGUAGAGAUAUUCUUGCAGGCGUCAGUCGUCUUAUUAAGGAUGGAAUUGCUGAUCCGAAUUAUCUUGCUGUUGGCGGUUAUAGCUAUGGUGGAUUUUUGACAAACUGGCUGAUUACCGAAACUACGCUCUUUCAUGCUGCUUUGUCUGGUGCUGGUUCAGUGGAACAUGUCUCUGCUUGGGGUACAAUGGAUCUACCUGUACAUCUCAGCUAUUUAUUUGGAGGAUUUCCAUGGGAAAUACCACAUAGAUAUCAGAAUGAAUCACCUAUUUAUCAUUCAGAUAAGAUACGUACACCCACACGUAUUGUCACCGGUGAGAAUGACGUACGCGUGCCUGCUGAUCAGAGUUACAUAUUGGAACGUAGCCUAUAUUAUCUCGGAACACCCGUCAAAUUAUUAGUUUUUCCAAAUGAAGGACAUUUUAUGAACAAAAAUCCUUGGCAUGGAAAAAUAAAAGUUCGCGAAGAACUCAAAUGGUUACAAAAAUACGGUCAUAAAUCCUUUGAAACAACAAAAAUAUGA
Messenger RNA from Didymodactylos carnosus, 2004 nucleotides. The record is from the annotation of a GenBank genome assembly. NCBI's taxonomy places the organism in Eukaryota, Metazoa, Rotifera, Eurotatoria, Philodinida, Philodinidae.